AAGUACAGUAUGUCAUUUCUACGUAUAUAGACAUAAAUAUAUACAUUUUAAAUAAGCCAGCCACAGUUGUUUGCAGUUUUUUUUUAAUCUGUGCUAGACCUGACUGCCUUGCCUGUGGUUAGUCCCAAAGACACAUGACCAGAGUCGCCCAUUAUCAAGUUAAGGACACCAUCUGUGAGAAAUAACUUCAGCAGCACAAAUUUCUGUCCCAGUACAUGGAGGAUGUCGGCUCUACUAUAAGCUAUAAGGAAUUAUAACAAUGAGUAUGAGUAUGAUGAUGCACUGAAUUUUAGCCAAUUUUAGGCGUAAUUUUGUUUUUGCUCUAAAUGGGCGCCUUUUAUUCUGGCUGCUGUCCUAUUCAUGAAACUACUGAGGAGAAAGAUUGCAUUUUAAGGACAUCCAGUGGCAGUGAGACAGCAGUGUGUCAUGAGCUGCAGGACAGCAGAUCUGGAGCUGAGAAGGAGGGGAGGACCUGGAGUAGCACUCAAACCUCCAUCUCCACUACUGAGGGGGAAUCAGAUGCUGAAUUAAACUCGUUCAUUAAGAUGAGGAACAAAGUGGACAAAGAUACUGAGGAAUGGGAGAAGCUGAACUAUGAUAUCCACACUCUGAGGUGUGCUCAUAAAGAAGUUGGGACACGUUGGAAGAAGAUCUUGCUUCAGCUGGGUUACCAGAAGGAGGUGGACUCCUUACUGACAGUGAACAGACAAACUGUCCGGAGUGACUGGGAGAAUGUGGAGAAGGCCAAAGAACUGCUGCACAUUGUGUCAGAGGAGACAAGCCUCUUUCCCCGUGGGCUCAGCAACAACAAAAGAUACAUCUUCGUCAUGGAUCGCCUGGUGUCUUUGGACAGUGCUGAAGACUUUGUGCGAUUGGCCAAAGAGAAAUAUCCAAAAAUUGAGUUUUGAGAUGCAACAGAACUUUUGAGUUUGGACUCAUUUGCUCUCUUUGAUGCUUCUUCUGCAACUGUAAACUCACUGAUGUUUUGUCCUGAGAAAUAAAGUUAAAGUCAUUAAAGACAU
Messenger RNA from Megalobrama amblycephala (Wuchang bream), 1022 nucleotides. Its product is annotated as melanoregulin-like. The transcript has 5 exons. The coding region runs from base 327 to 908 and encodes 193 amino acids. The record is from RefSeq and is a predicted model, not a curated record. Gene Ontology annotation, cellular component: melanosome. Lineage: Eukaryota; Metazoa; Chordata; Actinopteri; Cypriniformes; Xenocyprididae. Gene Ontology annotation, biological process: melanosome transport; melanocyte differentiation.